This is a messenger RNA of Cephus cinctus (wheat stem sawfly), 918 nucleotides long. RefSeq lists its product as uncharacterized. The record is from RefSeq and is a predicted model, not a curated record. The coding region runs from base 54 to 800 and encodes 248 amino acids. Lineage: Eukaryota; Metazoa; Arthropoda; Insecta; Hymenoptera; Cephidae. The transcript has 3 exons.
UGGCGCAACUCAUUCGGUGAUUAGUCUCGCAAAUCGAUCGGUCGACGUCCAUCAUGAGGAUUUUGAUAUUAGCUUCGUUGGCCAUUUUGGCCGCGUCUGCGACGAAAGCUCAGAGUAUCGGGAGCACGGCCGAAGCCCUUCAAAAUAUUUACUACAGGUGCGUGGACAGCGAAUCCAUGUUAUCCUGUGUCAAGCCGAAGGUGCUCGCCUACCUGAGCGAAGCCGUCAAGCAGGAGAGGAUCCCGAUCACGGAGGAUUUGGCCGUAGUGAGGUCGCGUCAGCUGGCCGAGGACGACGCUGAGAUCCAGUACGCGGACUACGCCUCGGUCGAUCCUGCCAGGAGGGAGCUUCUGCGCUCCCUCAUGCUGGAGAAGCUCGACGCCUUCCUCUCGAGUCACCGUCUCGAGGCUAAGCUGCCGGAAGCCAUUGCAGCCUCGAAGAUCGUACCGCGCGCCCUGGUCGACGGCGUCCCUUCCAGUCUGAGCGUCCCCUUGGCCGACUCAACGAGCACCGAGGGCCGUGGAUUCGUCAAGAAGGUCAUGAUUCCGUUCCUGCUGGGCCUGAAGUUCAAGGCGACGGCACUGGUUCCCCUAGCCCUGGCCCUCAUCGCCCUCAAGACUUGGAAGGCUCUUACCCUGGGUCUCCUUUCGCUCGUUCUCAGUGGAGCUAUGCUCAUUUUUAAGUUGACGAAGCCGAAGGUGGCCUACGAGGUCGUUCACUACGGUCACCCUCCCGUUGAGCAUCCGCCCCACUGGGACACUGCCCCUCAAGGACCCUACCGUGCCUACAGAAAGAAGUAGGGCUCCGUUUCGCCAGCAGCCAAAGACAAUUCCAUAUCAGACCUACUUACGUCUAUUUACUAUUUAUUUCAACUGGCAAAUAUUUAUUACAUCGAAUAAAUGUCAUUUUUCAUACACG